UGGGUUUUUAACACUAGUUAUGCUUCAGUGUUCAUUGCUGAGCUAUGCAAUAAUAUCUCGAGCUAUGUGGAAAAUAUUUAAAUGUUAGACGGUUUAAUAUCCUUCUAACAUUAGAUUUAGCUUAAAAUGUCACAAGCAUUAUAUAAUACAAGACAAGGGUCUUUUACUCUCUCCAUAAAAUGGUUUAAUGUUUAAAGCUGAAGGUAUGUCCACUCAUUUCAGCAGCUGAAAUGGAUUCCAGUCCAUUCAUUUUAGAUGGCGGUCUAGCAACAGAACUCGAAGCAAGUGGAUUUCAGUUACAGGGAGAUCCACUGUGGAGUGCACGCGUUCUGCAUACAGAUUCACAGGCUAUUAAGGAUGUCCAUUACAGAUAUCUUCAAAGUGGUUCUGAUGUCAUAACAACAGCUACGUAUCAGGCCAGCAUUGAGGGAUUCGUGAAAUAUCUCGGUGUUCAACCUGAGGAGGCUCAGCACAUGAUGAUGUCAGCAGUUCAGCUGGCAAAAGAGACAGUCUCUGAAUUCAUCUCUCAAUCGCCCAUGUCAGACAGAAGAGAGCCUUUGGUUGCAGGCUCAGUUGGUCCAUAUGGGUCGUUUCUACAUGAUGGAUCUGAGUACACAGGAGCCUAUGAGGACAAGAUGACAGUGGAGGAGUUGAAAGACUGGCACCGUCCACAGAUCCAGUGCUUAGUAAAAGCAGGAGCUGAUCUUGUUGCCAUGGAGACUAUUCCUGGCCUCAAAGAAGCCGAGGCUUUGGUGGAAGUACUCAAAGAAUUUCCAGAAACUAAAGCCUGGCUUUCUUUUUCCUGUAAGGACAAUAAUAGUAUUUCUAGCGGGAGGAGAUUUUCUGAAGCGGUUGAGAUGGCAUGUAGGUCCACACAGCUGGUUGCUGUCGGGGUGAACUGUUGCCCUGCUCUUUUGGUGAAACCACUUCUAGAGUCAGCCAAGUCCCACAAAAGAGCAGAUUUGAGCUGGGUGGUCUAUCCUAACAGCGGAGAAGGAUGGGAUGUCACGACUGGAUGGAAAACCGAGAUGCGGACGUCAUUUGCCAAUUUAAGCCUUGAAUGGAAAGCACAAGGGGCUUUAUGGAUCGGAGGCUGCUGUCGUGUCCGUCCUGCUGAUAUAACGGAGCUCAAACAACUCCAUGUACAGCCAUGACUGAAGAAACAAGCUGAUACCUAACACACCCAGCUGCCUCAGAAAUAAUGCACAGAUGUGUAAGAACAUGUAUAAAUAUUUUAUUUAUAAAUAAAAACAAUACCAACACAUUAGAUUGACAUGAGAUUUGUGGUGAUUAGACAUUGAACAUCAUACAUCAGAUGUUGCUGUGUUAAAGGAAGAACACAAAUCACAAUGCACUUAACAUGAAAGCAGUCAUGCAGUCUUAGCUUACAGCUUUUCAAAAACAACAUGAUUGUAGUCCAAGUUGCUAUUUACAAUAAAAUGACACCAUCUUAUUGGACAAUGUCACUUCGCUUUAACCUUUGUCUGAUCUGUUGAAAUAUUCAAUGAUCACAACAGUCUGAGAACUUUGACUUAGUUUGUAUUUUUAGACUUACACUAAUAAAGCCAUUUGUGUUCA
Molecule: messenger RNA, 1578 nt
Organism: Danio rerio (zebrafish)
Lineage: Eukaryota; Metazoa; Chordata; Actinopteri; Cypriniformes; Danionidae
Product: zgc:172121
Molecular function (GO): methyltransferase activity; transferase activity
Source: RefSeq, marked predicted